AUGCAAUCGAUGACUGUUCCGAGAAAUAAUUUGAAACAGCAACUUCAAUGGUACGAACAAUAUAGGAAAGAACGGCAAAAACGAUCUGAAGUAAAUUUUGAGACAUAUAUCUGGGAACAAAAUACGAAACGUAGGUGUCAUCAACAGUCUGCCGAGCGAGACAUGAAUUUUACGUCUUUACAAGAAAAAGAAAACACGUUACCAUCAUCUUGCGAGAAUGUUACAAGAAAAGAUCUACAUUCUACGUCAUCCUCAAAUAUAAAUUUGAAUUCUAAUGAAGUGAAAGAGAUAAAUCAAAUUACUGAUCUGAAGGAUGAUAUGGAUAUACAAGACUGGUUAGUUGACCUAGAACCACUUGAUCCAAUGGAAAUAAAAGCUGAAAUCGAAGAAUGGACGCGUAGCAGUAAAUUCUCCGCCAAUAAUUCGAAUAUCGCGUCAAAUGAUGAAAUUGUAACAUCUGAUCUAUCAAUAAAUACCGUAAACGCACCGAUAACGGCAUUGAAUACGAUCGAACAUUUUGCAAUACUAUGUGAUGAUGUAGAUGCUUGUCUAAAUUUCAGUUGGCCUGAGGACAAUCAUGACCUUCUUAAUAUGUCACUUACCGAAUUACAGCCUUUGCUAGUUUCAGUUAAAAUUAUCAAAUGCAAAAUCUCUGAAGAACUAUAUGAAAUUGUUGAAGGGGAUAAAAAAUAUGAUAAUUCAAGAGUCUCUUUGUUAAAAAUUACUCGAGCAAAUUCAAAAAAGCGGAUUGGAGCAAUACAGCAAAGAAUACAACAAAUAGAAUGUGACACAAUGGGAUCAUUUGUGUCAUCAUCAUCCACCGAUUUCGGUUCUCGCUUGUCUGAAUCCGUAGAAAAUGAUACUCCAACUAUAGAUCGUGAUUCUGCAACCGUUAUUUCGACAUCGUCGUAUUUCGAUAAAGAUGAAACCACUCAAUCAUCAACAGAUUCACCUGUUUAUCGUGUACUACAUGAUACUUUCAAAUUGGCUACGUUUCGUCAGAAUCAAUUGAAAGCUAUCAAUGCUGCUCUAAAUGGUCAAGACGUCUUUGUUUUAAUGCCAACUGGCGGAGGCAAAAGUCUUUGUUAUCAACUGCCAGCGGUUCUAGACAAUCAAAGAUCUCACAAAAUAACGAUAGUUAUAUCUCCUUUACUAUCACUGAUACAAGACCAAAUCUUGCGAUUAAAUAGUCUCGGAAUUCCAGCUUUAGAUUUGCAAGGGAAUCAAGAUCUAGAUCGCAGAAAUUUAAUAUUCUUUGAAAUGCAAAAGGCCUCACCUAGUCUUGUUUUACUUUAUUUAACACCUGAGAUGUUGGGAAAAAGCAUAAAAGCUAUUGAAUCGAUUCAAUCACUUUAUAAACGUGGACUUUUAGCUCGGUUCGUAAUCGACGAGGCUCAUUGUGUAAGUCAAUGGGGUCAUGAUUUUCGUCCUGAUUAUAAAGAUUUGGGCCAGUUAAGAAAAAAAUUUCCGGGCGUGCCAAUGAUGGCACUCACUGCAACAGCGACUAGCAGAGUAAAAGAAGAUGUGAUACAUAACCUACGCAUGGAAAACUGUGAAAUUAUCACUCAGGGCUUCAAUCGGCCAAAUUUAAAUUACAAAGUUAUUAAAAAAAAUACAAAUUCUGAAAAGCAAAUUAUUGAGUUCAUUCAUUCAUCAGGCCAUGUACGUCAUUGUGGAAUCAUUUAUUGUACCUCUAAAGCUUCAUGCGAAGAAGUCGCGAAAAAACUCAGGUUGGCGUGCUUUAAAGCAGCAUUUUAUCAUGCUGGAUUAGACGCUGUAGAUCGGACACGUAUUCAAGACGAUUGGCAUUCAAAUAAAUAUAAAAUAAUUGUAGCAACUACAGCAUUUGGAAUGGGAAUAGACAAACCAGAUGUACGAUUUGUUAUCCAUCAUUCACUUCCUCAGUCGCUUGAAGGUUAUUACCAAGAAACUGGACGUGCCGGGAGAGAUGGAAAUCCGUCCAACUGUGUGCUAUUAUACUCAUAUUCAGAUAAACAUACUAUUGACAGAUUGAUUGUUCAUGGUGAAGGAAAUUAUGAACAAAAGCAGCAGCAAAGAGCUAAUUUACGGGAAAUGUUGAAGUACUGCGAAAAUCAGGUUGAUUGUCGACGUCAACAAAUCAUGGCGUAUUUCGGGGAACAAUUUGAUAAAAGCCAAUGCCAGUUCACUUGUGAUAACUGUAAAAAUGCACUUACACAACAAAGAUCAACGUACGAUGCGCAAAAAGAUGCUAAGUAUAAUCGACAUAAAGACGUGACGUUAACUCAAUAUGUCAAUAUACUGAAAGGAUCAAGCAGCAAAUCCACAGAAAAUGUAGUAAAAACAAAGCAACUUAUACUACCACCAAAUUUUAAAACAAGCACGCUUUCGACUAUCGAUGUAGAUAGAUUAAUAAAGUUGCUGCUACUUCAAGAUGUCCUUACCGAAAGAUAUCAACCAAAUGAAUAUGGAUCCGUGUAUUCAUAUAUUGAGCUUGGACCCAAUGCGGAAGCAUUGCUAAAAGAAAAAUUAAAAAUAGUACUCCCCCGCGUUGAGAAACAUAGUGCCGUUAAGAAGAAAAAUAUAACAAUAUCGCCUUAA
Molecule: messenger RNA, 2580 nt
Organism: Cetraspora pellucida
Lineage: Eukaryota; Fungi; Glomeromycota; Glomeromycetes; Diversisporales; Gigasporaceae
Source: the annotation of a GenBank genome assembly